AGGAGACACCAAAUUGAGACGGCAGAUCUCUACUCUAAAUCCACCUAGCGGGGCCGACCUAGCCUGGUUAAAUAAUAUUUUCCCCUGAAGCUGUGAUCAAGUCCGAUCAGUUUGGUUCCUCCAAUUUCGUGACGAUCGUUGAUCAUUUAAUCAAAGGUAGGAGUCUUCACUCACCGCCUUAAACUCGAAUCCUUCGAUCGCAGUCACUUGCGCCUCUGCAUGCUCAUCCACUAUAUCGGUUACCCAUCGCCAUUUAUGAGGUACGUACGAUAUGCAAUUCUUGAACGAGAUCGGAUUUUAGGGUUUCUCCGGCUAUCGUCUCAUCUGCAAUCAAUGUUUGAGAGGGUUUGGCUGCUGAAUUGACGCGUCAUCUGUGAACAAACAUUGCUUUGGAAGUCGGAGGUUAAUAUUCAACAGAAGGUUGUUGAUUGAGAUCAGAGCAGUUACACUGUUGCCCUUCCAACACUUGCCCAUGCACUUGUGAAAACACUCUAAUGCAUGCUACUGUUGUGGCGAGAGAUCCAUCUCAUGUGGUCCAGCAGUACCAUUUAUUAGAAGCAGGGCGAUCUCUUACCUUCUUCUUUGGCGCUUCUCUCCCAUAGUUUAUUCAUUGAACCUGGACUCAGAAUUAGCACUUGUUUUGAAUGGGAGACUCAUUUCACAAUCCUGGUUCAGGAAAAAACUCUGAAGUUAUAAGUGUUGUCUCGAAUAAAACAAUGUCUAAAAGAUGCUCAAUUAAUUCUAGCCCCAAGCCUCUUCCCCAGAAAUCUACAAGACAUAUGGGUCCAUUCAACGAUAUCAGAAUAGGAAUGGAUACUGCUGGUAAUGCAGCAUUAUUUGUAGUCAAGGUUGCUGCGCUGGAGACUGUGCGGAGGUUCUCAAGGGAAAGAUGUCCAUUCAUAUGGCACGGUAUUCAGGCCUUGCAAGUUCUUUGUUAUCCACCACUGAAGUGGAUCUUAAGAUGGGCUCCAUUGAAGGGUAUAGUAAACAGCAUGCAGGCAUUAUCAAGGCCAUUACUUGUCCUUUCUAUUGCAACGGCUUUCUCUGAUCAAUCAGGGUUCAGUAAGAUCACCUCAGAUGCUAUCAAUGAUUCCACUAAUUCAAAUGACUUGGAGGCAUCUUCAGAAUCAAAUUCAGAGUCAUCUUCUGUGGAGUCUACUCUUAAUAUGAGGGUUCUUGAUGAAGCUACUGAAAGUCAAUUGUCCGAGAAGUGGUUGAUUCAACUCUAUGCAGAGCUUGAAAAUAAGGGGAUUAAUUUACCUGAUAGAAUAGAUGAAGAUGAACUCCGCAGAUUCUAUGUUGCUGCAAAUGGUGAUUUUUCAUGCUUGCUAUCAUCAGUUACGAAGACAAUCCGUUGGAGGGAGACUUAUAACAUUCUUUCCGGACAAGAACUUGAGAGAUGGUCAAAUAUGGUCUUCUGGCAUGGAUGUGAUGUGAAGUACAGGCCCUGUCUUAUUGUACGGCUCGGGCUAGCUUGUAGCAGCUUGUCAUCUCAUGAAAGACCUUGCUUUAUUCAAGCUGUUGUUUCUCAGGUGGAGCAUGGGAUUCUGCAUUUGGUUGACCCUGAAAAUCCUCAAAUUACUGUAUUGGUGGAUUGCAAGGGAUUGUCACAGUUGAGGUUUCCUAUGCAAAUGAUGAGAUGGUGUUCUGGUAUUUUUCAAGAUCAUUUCCCAAAUCGUCUUGGCCUUUUAUUUGUCAUACGGCUCCCUUCGGUAGUUCGGGUUAUUGCACAAACUUUUAUGCAAGUUUUAAAACCUGUCACGCGACAAAAGUUGAUAAUUGAAGGGGAGAUGUACCAGAAAGUUAUCAUGGAGAACUUUCAAACACUCCCAUCGUUUCUUGGUGGCACUUGCAAGUGUAGGAGAUGUUCAAACCUUGACAUCUGCAAUGCCCGGCUGCCUCAAAUUAUAGAGACCAAGGAAACAGAGAGAAAAAUCGAUACCAUCAGCUGUGAGGAAAUGUUACCGCCUCAUGUAACUGAUGUUGCUGAUAUGGAAAUGAAUGGCAACUGCAAUCAGGUGUUGCGAACUGCUGUAGUAGGUAUCGUCAUAUUCUGGGUUCUGAUUGCAUUUAUUGCAGGAGUAUAUGAUCCUGAAAGCCAUCCAGCUUUACCUUCCUAACUUCCAAGUGCUGAGGAAUGGCUUUACACGAGAACAGUUUCAAGUGCCGAAUGCAAUUGAUCAAAGUAUUGCAGAUGCAUUCGUCCUCACCAAAACUAUGUUAAAUAAAUAAUAUCGUCUUGAUGUUAUCAGCCUUGCUAGCAAUUCUUCAGUUUUGUUUCAUUGAAUCCUGGAAAUUCAGUAGAGGUUGGAAGGGUAUUCCGUUUGGAGCCAUUUUGAGUUACAAUCGAAAAAAAAAUAAAAUUAGGGUCCUCCAGAUCGACAAAUUGGUAGAUUCUUGAGUUCCGACUGUCUAAUCUGAUGAUAGGUUCUUCAUCAUGAAUCAGUGGAUAAAAGGUGUAGUACAUUGUUUAAGACACCGGGGACAUUGUGUAAUAUAUGUGAAGUGGGAUUGGAUUGCUUCAUUCACUUUAUGAAGCAUGGUUUCGCUGACUGGACAUCAUACCAGAAAUUACAGUAAAACUCUACAAGUCAGAAGUUAAUUCCUUCCCAUGGAGCUAGCGCGCUAGAAAGAGCGUUAAAUUAAAUUCUUUAGGGGGGAAUGAAUAAUCUUUCUCGUGUAAUUAGUUGUUAAUUAAUUGUAGAAAUUUCCUCUGAGAUCAUAAAUUUUUGGUUUUUAGGCCGGGCAGAAAGGGAUAAUUGAUGUGAAUUUAAAAUGCAGAGCGAGGUGCAGUUCAUAUGUGUCAUCGACCAACUAAAUCACACUAACAUCAUGUCGUGCUCGUUGCUGAGUCUCCACUUAAUGCCCGCCCGCUGAU
Diospyros lotus (date-plum) is the source of this 2878-nucleotide messenger RNA. RefSeq lists its product as uncharacterized. The transcript is spliced from 8 exons. NCBI's taxonomy places the organism in Eukaryota, Viridiplantae, Streptophyta, Magnoliopsida, Ericales, Ebenaceae. The record is from RefSeq and is a predicted model, not a curated record. Bases 645 to 2120 code for a protein of 491 amino acids.